Messenger RNA from Entamoeba invadens IP1, 1116 nucleotides. RefSeq lists its product as hypothetical. Lineage: Eukaryota; Evosea; Mastigamoebida; Endamoebidae. The transcript has a single exon. Bases 1 to 1116 code for a protein of 371 amino acids. The record is from RefSeq and is a predicted model, not a curated record.
AUGGCCCCAUUCAAUGUACUUCACAUAGUUUUUAUUAUUCUUUCCACUUUAGUUUUUUCCUUAUUACUUCUCUUCUAUUCAACCUUAGGAUAUGGCAUAGCAACAUUAACAUAUCCUCGGUAUUUCACUCCACGCCAUUCGAAUUACUCAUACCCUGUUCCAACGUACCAUGACUCUCUGAUUGAUGUUCGUCGCUUUAAUUACAAAGGAAAGUGUGGUGAUGUCUUCAAAUACAAACCAAACAAUAAAAAAGACUUGUGGCUCACAGCUGUUGGGAUACGAGACGUCGAGUAUUGGGACAAAAUUCGAGACAACACUAAAUUUGCUUUUGGUCUCUCGAACUCGUCGAUCCCCAACGCCGAUCGCGUUGUGUUAUAUCUUGACGGCCUUGACAUCCCCGAGUUUUUCGAUAUCGCCGAAUCUUAUCGCGUUCGUGUUGUUCGCGAGAGAGUUGAGAAACAGUCCACUAAAAAAGGGCAAGAUGUCGUUCGUCGCUUUUUCGCGUACUUCAAUUUUUUGUCGAAGAAUGUUGGGAAGUACGAAAGAAUACUUAUCAGCGACCAGCGAGACGUUUUUAUCUUCGGCGACUUCUUCGCGACGUUCUCGGGCGACGAACUUGUCUUUUUAGCGGAGUGUGAUGACGGUGGGAUUAAUUGUGUGACCUUUGGGGUUGAAUGUGUAUACAACGCGAUGAGGGAUGGAUUUGGAACAGAGGAAGCAGACAAUUAUGUGAAGAAUGGGUCUAUUUUGAUGAACGCGGGGACGAUGUUUGGAGGCGCCGAACAGAUCUUUUUGUAUGUGAAAAAGAUGGUUGAAACAUUAGACGUUGAAAAGUGGGAGAAGUGGGGGUAUGACCAAGCCGUGCAUAAUCAUCUCUUUUACGCGUUUUAUAAUAACUCGAACGUUAAUAAUAAGAAUGAAAAUAAUAUGAGCGUUGAUAUGUGCACACAACGGGCUUGCUUUAGAGAGAGAAAUACUGCAGUCUAUAGUAAUUACUGGAAAAUGUUGUACACAAGAGGAAGCGGAUGUUCACCCGUCCUUCGUCAUAAAAUAUUGGCGGAAGGAUUUUCUAUAGACCACGAUAGGUAUUAUAAGAAGGAGGAGCCGAUUAAAUAA